AUGACCAUUUGGGCCAUGUGUUACGGAGUAACAAUGAAUCGAGAGAACUCCAUCGAGUUCGACGGAUUAGGAAAGAGAACGGCGAGAGUUGGAAGCAGUGCUGCACACCAGAGACACAUAGAUUUCUACGAGAGUUCCAUCGACUUCGACCCAACCUGCGACCUAGUCAUCGUGUUUCCAGUACCGUUACAAGUUGAAGAAUCAGCCUUACGCGCCUUGGGUCGAAGUGGAAAGGAUUGCAUGCUUACCAGAGGAAAGGCGAGGAAAAUGAUACCUGGAGAGGAGGGUCUGGAACAAGGGCUGGGCCCAGAGGUAGAAACACCAACAAGUUCUUCGAGAACUACCAUUUCACAUGAUCUUCCUCAUAGCACCCCUACCACAGAUCCGUUGAAUGAAUUAGCCAAUCAGUUGUCACAAUUGCUAGCCAUCAUGACUAUGCAACUGAAGGAACAGAACGCAUUAAAAGAAGAAUUAGCUACAAUAAAGGCUGACCAACAGAACCAGGUACUCGCUCCAAGGAAAGCAACUUCGAUCGAACUCGAAGAAACCAAACCGUCUCUGGAUCAAAGAGUACUCCACAACGAACGACUUGGAAGAACCAGGUGUGCAGAUCCACCCACCUUUAGUGGGGAACGUGGCGAACUUGACAACUUCCUGGCAGCCUGCCAUAUGAACUUCGAAUUCAAAGGGGCCGAGUACACUACGGACCGCAGGAAAAUCCUGUUCAUGUACGGGUACCUUCGAGGUACUCCUCAAAUGCUCUUGACCCCGGCCAUAACCAAUCCAACCAUACAGGGUCUGAAAGAAGAACUACUGAAGGUGGUAGUAGUAAAUAACACCGAUCCUCGAACCAAAUCGGAUUGGAUCUACUUCAAACAACAUGUCAUUGGGACCGAAGAAAAUCAACGGAUGGCUGAGACUAUGAUUGCAGCGAAUCGAUGGGCUGCUAGGCGUAAAAAUGAAACGACCUGGGUCCCUUCACGAUCGAGUUCGACACGACUGGAUAGUAGUCCUUCGAACUCCUUGGAACGAACACCACAUUCAACCGGUAGAGGACCCUUGCCAGGUGGAAAACCAGGGAUGAUGAACUUUGGCCUACCCAGCGACCCCCCGGUCACAUGGACUGAGGAUGGGGGACGCCUCAGCGAGAAUGAAAUGAACUGGAGAAGAGAGAACCGACACUGCCUCAAAUGUAGAAGUCCAGAACAUUAUGCCAACAACUGUCCAAAUGGAGGAAACACGAGAAAUAGUAUUAGGGGAUCCCCAAAUCCGCAUAGCUCACCAAUUCCUAGUGGAUCGAACUCGAUCCCAACUGGAUCCAAAGGGCCAUUAGUUCGAGGAAUGGCAGUGACCUUUGAAGAAGAGGGAAACGACUACCUGGCCUAA
Messenger RNA from Tremella mesenterica DSM 1558, 1386 nucleotides. RefSeq lists its product as uncharacterized. Bases 1 to 1386 code for a protein of 461 amino acids. The transcript is spliced from 3 exons. Lineage: Eukaryota; Fungi; Basidiomycota; Tremellomycetes; Tremellales; Tremellaceae. The record is from RefSeq and is a predicted model, not a curated record. Gene Ontology annotation, molecular function: nucleic acid binding; zinc ion binding.